This is a messenger RNA of Pipistrellus kuhlii (Kuhl's pipistrelle), 1986 nucleotides long. It is a transcript of the gene PLPP6, whose product is annotated as phospholipid phosphatase 6. The transcript has a single exon. Lineage: Eukaryota; Metazoa; Chordata; Mammalia; Chiroptera; Vespertilionidae. The record is from RefSeq and is a predicted model, not a curated record. Bases 157 to 1050 code for a protein of 297 amino acids. Gene Ontology annotation, molecular function: sphingosine-1-phosphate phosphatase activity.
CAUCCCGCGUCUCCGCCAGGUGUCACAAUCGUCCUCCCGCUCCCUCCUCUCCCCGCCCCUCCCGGGGAGCCGUGCGGAAGCGGAAGAGGCUGCAGGGCCGGGGAGCCUGGUCGUCGGCCGUCCGGGUUUUGGGGUCCGGGCCGCUCGCCCGCCGCGAUGCCGAGCCCCCGGAGGAACGCGGAGGUUCGCGCCCUGGGCGCCCUGGGCGUCUCUGCCUCCAGCAGCAGCAGCCCCAGCAGCCCGGCCCACGGCGGCGGCGGCGGCGGCAGGUUCGAGUUCCAGUCCCUGCUCAGCAGCCGCGCUCCGGGCGGGGAGCCCCCCGCCGGCGCCCGGCUCCGCGUGUCCGACAGCCCGGUGCACCGGCGCGGCUCCUUCCCGCUGGCGGGCGCCGCCCCCGCGCAGGCGCCCCCGCCCCCGCUGCCCGAGGAGGGCCGCCUGGACCUGAACCCGUCCUUCCUGGCCAUCGCGCUGCGCUCCCUGCUCGCCAUCGACCUGUGGCUGUCCAAGAAGCUGGGCGUGUGCGCCGGGGAGAGCUCGUCCUGGGGCAGCGUGCGGCCCCUGAUGAAGCUGCUGGAGAUCUCCGGGCACGGCAUCCCCUGGCUGCUGGGCACCCUCUACUGCCUGUCCCGGAGCGACAGCUGGGCCGGGCGCGAGGUGCUCAUGAACCUGCUCUUCGCGCUGCUGCUGGACCUGCUGCUGGUGUCCCUGCUCAAGGGGCUGGUCCGCAGGCGCCGCCCCGCCCACAACCAGAUGGACAUGUUUGUGACCCUCUCGGUGGACAAGUACUCCUUCCCCUCGGGCCAUGCCACCCGGGCCGCCCUGGUGUCGCGGUUCAUCUUGAACCACCUGGUGCUGGCCAUCCCGCUGAGGGUGCUGGUGGUGCUGUGGGCCUUUAUCCUGGGCCUGUCCCGGGUCAUGCUGGGGCGACACAAUGUCACCGACGUGGCUUGUGGCUUUUUUCUGGGCUACCUGCAGUACAGCGUCGUGGACUACUGCUGGCUGUCACCGCACAAUGCUCCAGUCCUCUUUGUACUGUGGAGCCAACAAUGAACACCGUCUUAUUCCUUGCGGCACCGAGGGAGAGAGCAAUGUUUUCCACGUGCGAUCACGCUGACGUAACCCAGCGGCCAUCCUGCUUGACAUAAACCAGCAGCCAUUCCACACCGCUUGGCCCUCUUAGGACAUUUUCAGGCUUCCUUUGGAGUUUUAGGUGUCCCUCUUGAUGGGCUGCUAGGCUGAAGCCACAGCCAUAUUACAGAAAGAAAGAAAGAAAGAAAUCCCACUAUUAUACAUUCAACAACUGUUUGUAUCUCCAGGAUAACUGCAAAGAAACCAAGCUGGGGUGAUUGUAAUGUUGCUGUUUUUUCAAAACUGACGUCAGAAAAAUUGUAUUUUGCAGUGAUCCUGUAUGUCAAUAUAUCACUUGUAAACUGAACUUUGAAAAAAAGAAACAGGAUCUUCAUUCCAUGAAUAUACAGGCAGAUAAGCUGCAUACUAGUCAUAGUUCUUAGUUAUUUAAGAGUCUAAGACAUAGCUUUUUCUAGUUUAUUCUCCGAAGAUCCGUUAUCACAGCUGGGGAGAGUUCCUCUUAAUCUUGAUUUUCUUGGUAAGCAUCUUUAGCUUAUUGUCUCUUCCAUCUUUGUGGACUUGGUAGUGAGAAGAGAUAUUAUAUUACAUAUCUUUCUUUUACCUCUUCAAAAGAUCUUUACAUUUAUAUUUAGUUCCCACUAUUCUCUAAUAUUAUCUUUUAGCGUUCAGAGAACAAGCCAGGAACUUACUUGAAGAAGAUGCGCUUAAAGACGUGCGUAUCUAUAGUCUCGAGGACAAAAAGGAAGGGUAGAACAAUGGCCUUACACAGAAAAGAUAAGCUACUGAGAUGUCCAGGGGGAACUGAGAGUUUGGGGGUUGCUAACCACAUACUACUAGUAUGUCAAUGGACCAGUAUGGCAAGAGAUGGGGCCCUGCUACCUGUCAUCUCUACUGAAU